CCACUGAAGCCAAGACACGUGAAACUACUGUCCACUAAAAUGGGCCUGAAAGUCACGUGGGACCCACCCAAAGAGGCUACCAGUAGACCCGUGGACCAUUACAACAUAGCCUAUGGGAAGUCCCUGAAAAGCCUCCAAUACAUCAAGGUGAAUGCGGAGACCCUCUCCUUCCUCAUUGAGGAUGUGGAGCCGGGGGUAGUGUACUUUGUGCUGGUUACUGCAGAAAACCACAGUGGAGUGAGCCGUCCUGUGUACAGAGCUGAAAGCCUGCCUGGAGGUGAUUGGAUCAAGACUGAUGGUUUUCCCAUUAAGGGUCCAGAACUGUUUAAUGAAAUCAUCACAGAAAAGGAAGUGCCCAACAAGCCCUUGCGUGUCCGAGUCCGAUCCUCAGAUGACCGGCUGUCUGUCGCGUGGAAGGCGCCACGCCUCUCUGGAGCCAAGAGUCCACGCAGAUCACGUGGCUUUCUGCUGGGCUAUGGGGAAAGUGGCCGGAAGAUGAAGUAUGUUCCGUUGUCGAGGGAUGAGCGAACUCAUGAAAUUCGGAAGCUCGCCUCCGAGUCGGUGUAUGUGGUUUCCCUGCAGUCCCUGAAUGCACAGGGGGGCAGCCAACCAGUGUACCGCGCUGCACUCACCAAGCGGAAGAUCUCAGAAGAGGACGAGCUGGAUGUCCCUGAAGACAUCACUGUCCGGGUGAUGUCCUCCCAGUCCGUGCUCGUAGCCUGGGUGGACCCGAUUCUGGAGAAACAGAAAAAACCUGUUGUCUCGAGACAGUACACCGUGCGCUACCGUGAGAAGGGCGAGCUGGCCCGGUGGGACUACAGACAGGUUUCCAACAGACGCGUGCUGGUCGAGCACCUCAUCCCUGACACCAUGUAUGAAUUUGCAGUCCGCAUUUCUCAGGGCGAGAGAGACGGCAAGUGGAGCACCUCCGUCUUCCAGAGGACACCAGAGUCUGCUCCCACCACGGCUCCUGGAAACCUCAACGUCUGGCCAGUCAACGGCAGAUCCACUGCUGUCACUGUGGCGUGGGACGCGUUGCCAGAGACCGAAGGGAGAGUGAAAGAAUACAUUCUUUCAUACGCCCCGGCUCUCAAACCAUUUGGAGCAAAGUCCCUCACCUAUCCCGGAGAGACGACUUCUGCCCUAGUGGAUGGUCUGCAGCCUGGGGAACGCUAUCUGUUCAAAAUCCGGGCCGCAAACAGGAGAGGAGUGGGGCCUCACUCCAAAGCCUUCAUUGUCGCUAUGCCAACAACCACAGCUGGGCCCAGUGAGCCCCGCGCUCCGCAGAAAACUGACGCAGAGGACAACGAUUGGAAGCCUGAAAAAGCCGCUUCUCCCCAGAGUCGGACCGUCCAGAAUCCGCUUCUAGACUUAAAGAACAAAAUCCUGGCAGGUGGUGGGGUGUUGAGGAAACCUCCCCUGCGCCCCAAGUUGGACCUUCAGUCGACAGAAGUCUCUGAGGAGGAGGAGCUGGAGUCCCCGGCUCACCCAGCUGCAGUGCCCGUGGGGACCCGAGACCAGAGGCCACCACCCUCUCCACCCCUUCGACCUGCUGCCGGCAGGAUGCCAACGAGAGGCCGAACUGCAGGGAUGCCGAGGCGAGGGUCUUCACUGGCUCCGGGUCCGGGGGUCUCAGCCCCCUCUGAGGACAGUGCUCGCCGCGCUACCCACCCUCCAGCCCGCUCUGUUGACAAUGAUUCGCUGGACCCCGAGGAGGAGACACCAGCUGCAGACUCAAUCCACCCCAAAACUGCCGGGUCCCCGCAGCUGGCCCCUUCGCGGCCAGCCCUGUCCCCCAGCCGCCACUGGGAGCCCAGGAGCCCCACGCACCACGGCCCCAAGCCAGCCUUGCCCGCCCGGAGGCCACCCCACGCGGGGAACGGGGCAUCCGUGGGGUCCCGGCCUCUCCUACCUGCCCCUGCAGGCUCUGCACGUCUGUCCCCAAGAACGCAGGUGUCCCGCGGUGGCACUGAGGAGGACGAGGAGCAGGAUGCGGAAGGCGGAGGGGGGCAGGAUGAGGCGGGGUCCCCUGUCCCUGGCCACCUCAGUUUGCUCCGAAACCGGCCCCUCGUAUCCCCGGGCAGAUACCCUGGCAGGUUGGGCAACGGCAGGGGUCUUCGGGUCCAGCCCUCCAACGCCCUGACACCCCCUGAGUCGCCUCGGGCCACCUCCAGGGGGGCUUCUCACCCCGCGUCCGACCCCCGGCGGGGCUCAGAGAUCCACGGAGAAGGCGAAGAAGAGGAUGAAAAGUCCCUGGCAAGCACAGUGCUCAGGGACCACCUGCCCUCCUCCUCCAGGCAGCCGGCCCACCGGGGCCUGGACCCUCUCAGGAGGAGCCCCCCGCGAGGGGCGAGCCCGCAGAGGCAGAACCCCAAGGCGGCCAGCUCCUGGGCAGACGCUCAGGGCCAGCCUGUGUCUGCCAAGGCCAGCGACGCGGAGCAGAGCACCGCGGAGCGUGUGGAGGGGGCCGCCCCCAAAACGCACCUGUACCCCGGCCAGGGGGCCUCCACGCGCCCCCGCCACCAGCCCGGGUCCAGUAUGCCCAAAAGGGCACCGGACCAGAGCCCUCCUGAAAAGCAGCCCCCUGGCACCCCGAGCCAGGCAGGGAGGCGCCCCUCCUUCUCCGACCCUUACGCUUCCCGGGGCAGCCUCACCGCCAGCUCCCGCGGGGUGCUCCCCACCGCCCCCCAGCAUCAGCAGCACAGGGAUGCUCAGAGCCGAGCGAGCGGGACCCAGGAGGACAGCAAGGAAGCGGAGGCUCAGGGCACCCGGGCCAAGGAUGCCACCCCGAUGCUGCCCAAGCAGCGCCAGGUGGAGGCAGGCGGCGGUCACCUCCGCAGGCCGGCGGGCUCCUCCCUGAGGCCCAGCAGGCCGGGGUCCCCGCACCCUUCCACGCUCGCCAGGGGUACGGGCGGAGGGGGCGCCCUGGCCGAAGGGCAGGGCAGUGCGCCCAAAAGGGAGCCGCAGCCGUCCAAGUCACUGCAGUCGGUCUCGGAGGAGGAGGAGGAGGAAAAGGAGGAGGAGGACGCGCGCUUCUUCCCCCGCCGGAAGGGCGAGGACCCUGCGUCCUCCUCGGCGCCCAAGUGGUCCUCCCCGUCCAGCCCCAGGGCCAGCGGCGCCGCAGAUGGACACGCGACCCAGGAGGAGCGCGAGGAGCGGGAUCCUGGUCCUGAACGAGCGUCUCCCCGGGCCGGCCCCUCCGUCACAGCCCGCCCGUGGUCCACCACCCGCGCGCCCCCAGUCCACGUGUCCACCACCCCCAUGCUGUCCCUGCGCCAGCGCAUGAUGCACGCCCGCUUCCGGAACCCGCUCUCCCGCGCCCCCGUGAGACCCCCUCUCAGACAAGGUUAUAAUGGCAGACCCAAUGUAGAAGGGCACGCUCUCCCUAGUAGUAACGGAAAACCAAGUGGACAAAGAAUUAUCAACGGCGCUCAUGGAACAAAGUGGGUGGUGGAUCUUGACCGUGGGUUGGUGUUGAAUGCAGAAGGAAGGUACCUCCAAGAUUCACAUGGAAACCCUCUUCGGGUUAAGCUAGGAGGAGAUGGCAGAACCAUCGUGGAUCUGGAAGGGACGCCUGUGGUGAGCCCCGAAGGCCUCCCCCUGUUCGGGCAAGGGCGGCAUGGCCAACCCCUGGCCAGUGCCCAGGACAGACCCAUUUUGAGUCUUGGAGGAAAACCACUGGUGGGCUUGGAGGUCGUCAAAACCACCACACGUGCCCCCCCAACCACCACCACCACCACCACACGCCGCACAACCACGACCACCACCCGGCGGCCAACUACCACCACCCGGCGGCCCCCGACUACCACCACGCACCGCACAACCACCACCACGCGCCGCACAACCACCACCACGCGCCGUACGACCACCACCAUGCGCCGCACGACCACUGCACAGACCACCACCACCCCUGAGCCCACCACCCCCAGUCCUACCUGUCCCCCUGGGACCCUGGAACAGUAUGAUGAAGAUGGCAACCUGGUCCUGGGCUCCAGAGGGGUCCCCGAGUGUGCCCCUGAAGAAGAUGAUUCCUCGGGGUUGGACUCAGCAGCAACCACGGAAGAACCUUACCUCCUCUAUGAUGAAGAUUAUGACGUUGGGACCUCAAGGAGGCCACCAGCCACUCCCAGGGGCCCCACCACUGCUGUUAUGCCCGGGAUCAUCUCUCCAGAAGGUUCCAUUAGUUCUUUUCCUGAAGAAGAGUUGGAUCUUGCUGGAAAGAAGAGAUUUGUUGCUCCGUACGUGACCUACCUGAGUAAAGACCCAUCAACUCCAUGUUCUCUGACCGACGCUCUGGAUCACUUCCAAGUGGAAAGCCUGGAUGAAAUUAUUCCAAAUGACCUGACAAAGACUGACCAGCCUCCUCAGCAUGCCCCCCGAAAUAUCACUGUGGUUGCUAUGGAAGGCUGCCACUCAUUCGUCAUUGUAGAUUGGGACAAGGCCAUCCCAGGAGAUGUAGUAACAGGCUACUUGGUGUACAGCGCAUCCUAUGAAGACUUCAUCAGGAACAAGUGGUCCACUCAGGCCUCCUCGGUCACUCACCUGCCCAUCGAGAACCUGAAGCCCAACACAAGGUAUUAUUUUAAAGUUCAAGCCAAGAAUCCUCACGGCUAUGGCCCCAUCAGCCCCUCCGUCUCCUUUGUCACCGAAUCAGACAAUCCUUUGCUUGUUGUGAGACCACCAGGUGGUGAGCCCAUCUGGAUCCCAUUUGCUUUCAAACAUGACCCUGGCUCCACCGAGUGCCACGGGCGCCAGUACGUGAAGAGGACCUGGUACAGGAAGUUUGUGGGUGUCGUUCUUUGCAAUUCCCUGCGGUAUAAAAUCUACCUCAGUGACAACCUCAAAGAUACAUUCUACAGCAUCGGAGACAGCUGGGGGAAAGGAGAAGACCAUUGCCAGUUUGUGGAUUCACACCUUGAUGGAAGAACAGGGCCUCAGUCCUACAUAGAAGCCCUCCCUACCGUCCAAGGCUUCUACCGCCAGUAUCGCCAGGAGCCCGUCAGCUUUGGCAACAUUGGAUUUGGCACUCCUUACUACUAUGCAGGCUGGUACGAGUGUGGGGUCUCCAUCCCUGGCAAGUGGUAAUCCCAGAUGGUCAGAUCGGAAGCCCACCCUGCUUGGAUCCUUGUUCUCACUUGCCCUCAGGGCUGUGAGCCAGACUACAAGGACAGUGUCCCAACCUCCAUGGGCCCAAGGGUCAGCCUCAUGCUGGACACUGGACAUAUCAGACUCCUUCUGCCUAGAACUCAGUCUUCCUGCCUGGACUUCACAUGGGACCCACUGUUCUCUUCGCCUGUCCUCGUUUGGUUUGUCAAUCUCACCCUGGAGACCGUCACAGGGAUUCCCUCUGACUCAGAGCAGUUGUCACAAGCUUUGAGCGCAGAAUCCAGACCCUUCCAUCUCUUCUGGCAGCAGCAUCAUGCACAGUGCCUGUUUCAUGGAACCCUCCUGACUUCUUCUCCUUCCUCAUUGGACUCCUCUCAAAAUAGCCAAAUUUAAGCUCUGGGACUCUCUAUGCAAUUGAACUAAACAACAGAACACACAACCAAAUAAGAUGUAUCUUACCUAAGAUUUCUCCCAUUGAUUACCCACCGCUAGACCAAAUGUAUCAGAUCUUAUUUGUAAAUUCUCAAUUUUGAGAUAUAUAUGUGUAUAUAUGCCUAUAGAGUCCACACUUGUCUGCAGGAACAUUGAUUAAAAAUGGCUCCAUUUGUACUUGCUGCCAGAUAAUUGUGUGGGGGAG
This is a messenger RNA of Sorex fumeus (smoky shrew), 5743 nucleotides long. RefSeq names its product fibronectin type III domain containing 1 (gene FNDC1). Gene Ontology annotation, molecular function: protein binding. The record is from RefSeq and is a predicted model, not a curated record. The transcript is spliced from 23 exons. Lineage: Eukaryota; Metazoa; Chordata; Mammalia; Eulipotyphla; Soricidae. Bases 40 to 5085 code for a protein of 1681 amino acids.